AUGUCUCAGACAAAAGAAUUGGAUAAAUGGAUGAAUGGAUUGGAUGGAUCAUUUUUGUACAAUUAUGAAACAGCAUCAAAUCGGCAUACGAGAAGCGAUCGUGCUCUUUCAGUUGGCUCCAAACAUCGAUCACUUCAACCUGUAAUGUCCGAAUUAGCUUCACGGAUGCCACUUUUUCAAGGUGGUAAACGAAUUAGCUAUCCAUAUGGUUGGAUUAGUGCUACUACCACCAAUACUGCUAAUAUUGCUACUAUUACUACUACUACCACUGCUAAUACUGCUACUACUGCUGCUAAUACUGCCUCUAUUCAACACGAUUUCAUCAUCGAUGAAUCAUCGCAGAAGACUGCAGAAGAUCGUUGUUUAUCAACAGCAAAACUAGGUCACGCUGAACAGAUAUCCUAUCAGACAGCACAUCCCGUUGCAAUGAAACAUCGUGAAAGUCAAGCACUGGAAAGGAAGCCAAGUGUUUCAGCUCAAGUAUUGAGCGCUCUUAUUGGAAAUUCAGGAAGUAGUGCAUAUAGUCGAACUAUGGGUAAAGUUAUGCGAGUUCUUGUGGCUGGAUCGAAAAAGGUAGGAAAAACUGCAUGUUUAGAACAACUCGCUUGUCUUAGCGAUAUCACUGAUCAGCCUUACAUACCUACAAUUGAAGAUACAUAUCAAGUGCAGAUGGAUUAUGGAGAUCGACCUAAAGAAAUUAUGGUUUUUCAUGAUACGGCCGGAAUUAGUGAGAGUGGUCCAAUUGAGCUUAAGCGAUCCUACGUUCAGGUAGCGGAUGCAUUUUUGUUAGUGUACUCGGUUGUUGACCACGAAACCUUCAACAGAAUGGAUAUGUUGAAAAAAACGAUCGAUAAGCAGUUUGGUAAAGAUAAAAAGGAGGUGCCUAUAGUUGUUUUGGGAAAUAUGAUUGAUCUUCCAGGCAGAAAAGUUGAUAGUGAAUUCGCGCGGAGUUGGGCUACCAAAGAAAAAGUAAAAUUAUAUGAAGUGACUGCAAAGAAUCGUAAUACACUGGUUGAUUUAGUGAUGUAUUUGGGUAGCCGACAUUUUCACUCACAACGGGAAUCAAAAUUUUCUCUCUCGAAGAAGCUGAAAGCUGAAAAAUCUAACGCUGCCAUAAUGAUGGAUUUAUGA
Acanthocheilonema viteae is the source of this 1131-nucleotide messenger RNA. Lineage: Eukaryota; Metazoa; Nematoda; Chromadorea; Rhabditida; Onchocercidae. The record is from the annotation of a GenBank genome assembly.